Messenger RNA from Cladophialophora yegresii CBS 114405, 822 nucleotides. Its product is annotated as 14-3-3 family protein. The record is from RefSeq and is a predicted model, not a curated record. Bases 1 to 822 code for a protein of 273 amino acids. NCBI's taxonomy places the organism in Eukaryota, Fungi, Ascomycota, Eurotiomycetes, Chaetothyriales, Herpotrichiellaceae. The transcript has 6 exons. Gene Ontology annotation, cellular component: cytoplasm. Gene Ontology annotation, biological process: signal transduction.
AUGGCUACAGACCGCGAAAGUAAAACCUUCCUCGCCAGGCUCUGCGAGCAGGCUGAGCGCUACGAUGAGAUGGUCAACUACAUGAAAGAGGUUGCCAACCUGGGCGGUGAGCUGUCUGUUGAUGAGCGAAACCUCCUCUCGGUUGCCUACAAGAACGUCGUCGGAACUAGGCGUGCCUCCUGGAGGAUCAUCUCUUCCAUUGAGCAGAAAGAGGAAUCCAAGGGCUCCGACAAGCAUGUCGCUACCAUCCGCGAGUACCGCCAAAAGAUCGAGACCGAACUCGAGAAGGUCUGCCAAGAUGUCCUUGAUGUCCUGGACCAAGCCCUCAUCCCAAAGGCCGAAUCUGGAGAGUCCAAGGUGUUCUAUCACAAGAUGAAAGGAGACUACCACCGAUAUCUCGCCGAGUUCGCAUCUGGUGAGAAGCGCAAGGUCGCAGCUACUGCCGCUCACGAGGCCUACAAGAAUGCCACCGAUGUUGCACAGACCGAACUCACUCCGACCCAUCCUAUCCGCCUUGGUCUUGCCCUCAACUUCAGCGUCUUCUACUACGAGAUCCUCAACUCGCCUGAUCGUGCCUGCCAUCUUGCUAAGCAAGCCUUCGACGACGCCAUCGCCGAGCUCGACUCGCUGUCUGAGGAAUCGUACCGGGACAGCACGCUUAUCAUGCAGUUGCUCAGAGACAACUUGACCUUGUGGACGUCGUCUGAUGGUGGUGAGGGUGAUGCUGGCCCAGCUGGCGAAGCCUCCAAGGAGGAGAAGCCUGCUGAGACCGGUGCCCCUGCUGAGACCGCGGAGAAGACUGAGGCUGCUCCUGCUUCUUAA